AUGGUUCUUAUUGUGCAGAGAAACAACUGCAAUUUGGAUUUCUGUAGAUGUUCCAAGUGCACAACCCCCGGAGAAACAACUGCAAUUUGGGUUUCUGUAGAUGUUCCAAGUGCACAACCCCCGGGUCAAUAUGAAGGGGAGUUCGUCAUUACUGCUACCAAAGCAGACACAGAGACUGUAGAGCCACCUAGAGUCCCACCAAAACCCAUUGAUGGAAAACCAUCCGACGAAUUGGUAGAAAGAGUGAAAUCUGCAACUAUAUCUUUAAGAAGAGUUCUUUUGUCGCCAUCAUUUGCUGACUUCUUUUCAGAUAAUGGGCCGGUGGAUAUGAUGGAUGAAGAUGCUAUUUCAAACCUUUCAAUACGCAUAAAGCUAAGUUUGAUGGUCUGGGACUUUGUUCUGCCGGCGACACCUUCUCUUUCUGCUGUUAUUGAGAGUCUGUUGAAGGGGAUCAUCAAUGCGAGUAAGGAAUUUUUCAAUCUGACAGAGGAGGAGAAAAAGGAGUUUGCAGGAAGGAAAAUUUUAGACCCAAUCAAGUGCGGUACAAGCUUGAGUACUUCAAACGGAAUGAUUUCCUUGGGGGUAGAUUUUCUCAAGCUAAUUGUGCAGCCGGAUCAGUUUCACUCUCCCAACAAACGUUACAAACCUAUAGGUUUCAGUGAGGUCGCAGUGGAGUAUUGCAACAGUGGCCGGAGAAUAUUAAGAGAAUUACUCAAAGGAAUAUCGGAGAGCCUAGGAUUGGACAACUAUUAUGUGGAAAAAACCGUGAAUUUGGACUCAAGUGCACAACUCUUUUCUGCCAAUCUGUAUCCACCUUGUCCACAGCCUCAACCUGCAAUGGGUUUGCCACCUCAUUCGGAUCAUGGCCUACUCACCUUCUUUAUUGUCACAGGGUAA
Molecule: messenger RNA, 897 nt
Organism: Ilex paraguariensis (yerba mate)
Lineage: Eukaryota; Viridiplantae; Streptophyta; Magnoliopsida; Aquifoliales; Aquifoliaceae
Source: the annotation of a GenBank genome assembly